GAGAGAGAGAGAGAGAGAGAGAGAGAGAGAGCGAAAGAGACAGCGCGAGCGAGAGAAAGUGAGAGAAAGCAGGGGAAAGAGAGAGAGAGAGAGCAAGCAAAAGCAAAAGAGAGGGAGAGCCAGAGAGAGAGAUAGUGCGAGAGAGAGAGAGUGAAAGAGAGAGAGAGCAGGGGAAAGAGAGAGAGGGAAAGAGCAAGCGAAAGCAAAAGAGAGGCAGAGCCAGAGAGAGAGAUAGUGCGAGAGAGAGAGAGUGCGAGAGAGGGAGAGGUUGAGCAUCUCUGGAUCAGGCGGAGACUGAGGAGGAGAAACAGCAGAGCAUCGUUCAGUCCAGCUCCUCAGGAGAUCCAUCUCGGUCAGCAGCGACCAGCGAGCGUCAGCGUCUCCGUCCUCCAUCUCCAUCGAGCUUCGACCCGCAGCCAUGAACUUCCUGCGCCGUCGCCUCUCCGACAGCAGCUUCAUCGCCAACCUGCCGAACGGCUACAUGACCGACCUGCAGAGACCAGAUCCUCCUCCACCUCCUCCUCCCAGCGCCUCCUCGGCCCAGGCUCCGUCCUCCACCACUCCGGGUCAGGCCACGUCCCCUGCUCCUCCUCCUCCCGCCGCAUCUGCUGCUCCCGCUGCCCCCGCUGCUGCUCCCGCCGUGCCUCCGUCUGCCUCUCCGGUCCCCGAGCGCCGUCCCCAGGCCGCUCCGACCGGCUCGGGCUUUUUCAGCUCCAUCACCAACGUGGUGAAGCAGACGGCAGCCUCGGCGGGUCUGGUGGACCACAGCAGCGUUCCCACCUCCAAGAAGUUCAAGGUGCUCCUGGUGAUCGACGAGCCUACGCAGGAAUGGGCGAAGCUGUUCCGGGGGAAAAAGAUCCAGGGAGAAUACGACAUCCGAGUCGAGCAGGCUGAAUUCUCGGAGAUUAACCUGGUGGCCCACACCAACGGAACGUGCAACGUGGACAUGCAGGUCAUACGCAACGGAACUAAAGUCGUUCGGUCCUUUAAACCGGACUUUGUGGUGGUCAGACAGCACGCGUAUAGCAUGGCUCAGAACGAGGACUUCCGCAACCUGAUCAUCGGCCUGCAGUACGCCGGGAUUCCCAGCGUCAACUCACUCGAGUCCAUCUACAACCUCUGCGACAAGCCCUGGGCGUUUGCUCAGCUGCUCAACACCUACAAGAAGCUGGGACCUGAGAAAUUCCCCCUCAUCGAGCAAACCUUUUACCCCAACUACAAGGACAUGAUCUCCAUGCCUACGUUCCCUGUGGUGGUGAAGAUCGGACACGCCCACUCUGGCAUGGGGAAGGUUAAAGUUGACAAUCACAGCGACUUCCAAGACAUUGCCAGUGUGGUCGCCAUCACGCAGACCUACUCGACUACAGAACCUUUUAUCGACGCCAAGUACGACAUCAGGGUCCAGAAGAUCGGAAACAACUAUAAAGCCUAUAUGAGAACGUCCAUUUCUGGCAACUGGAAGUCAAACACUGGCUCAGCCAUGUUGGAGCAAAUAGCCAUGACAGACAAGUACAAGAUGUGGGUCGACAUCAGUUCGGAAAUCUUCGGAGGCCUGGACAUCUGCGCGGUAAAAGCCAUACAUGGGAAGGAUGGGAGGGAUUACAUCACUGAGGUGGUGGGUUCCUCCAUACAGCUGAUCGGCGAGCACCAGACCGAGGACAGGCAGAUGAUAGCCGAUGUGGUUCUGGCAAAAAUGAACCAAGUGCCAACUCGAGGACCUGUUCGAACUCAGAGGGCACAAUCCCUGGUCGAACAACCACAGAGCUCUGUCUCAAAGGAAGGCCAUGCUGACCCCAACAAGCCUCUAUCCCAGCGUGUACCUCCCCAAGGUGCACCAGCAAAACCUAUGGAGCCAAAACCUAGGAAUCAAGAGCCUAAACCCAAAAAUCAAGAGCCUCCAUCCAAGUCGACUUCCAGUGCUCCUGCUCCGGAUCCCAAACCUAAAUCAGCUCCGUCUGCAACUCCUCCACCCACAACCCAGCAGCCUAAAGCCAACACUCAAGCUUCACCGGCUCCAGCACCAGGAAAACCGACUGAGCUGCCCCCAAAGCCUCAGCCUCCAAAACCACUGCCACCAAAACCUGUGCCUCCGGUGCGGAGAAACUCUAAGCCUCAGCUCCAGCCCAAGCCCCAGACCCCACCUCCGGUCAAGGCUCCGGGUAAGGUCCAACCUGAGGCAGCGGAUCAGGGACAAACCCAGUCGGAUUCAGCUCCGGGACAGGUCCAGUCCUCGACAAAGGUCUCUGCUAAAUCUCAGUCUCCCACUAAACCCCAGGUCCAAACCAAACCUGUGCCUAAAGAGCAAGCUCAGGCCGAAGUCCCGGCUCAACCCAUGGCUUCAUCUGAGUCAACACCCCCAGCUCCUGCACCGUCAGCUGUGGAGGAACAGCCUGGACCACAACAGAAGUCAUCACAUCCUUUCUUGAAUAAAUCCCAGUCCCUGACCAAUGCCUUCAAUGCCUUUGGAGAGACCUUCCGUUCCAGUAACGAAGACGAGGCCAAGGCGGAGACCAUCCGAAACCUGAGAAAGUCUUUCGCCAGCCUGUUCUCCGACUAAUGACAAGUCUGUUGGCUGUGGACUUGAUUGAGAAAAAGUGUGUCCUGGUCCGAGGUUAACUCUGUGUAGCUGUACUACAUCAUACCCUCCUCCCAACUCUGCUUUAAAUGUUCGAAUGUCAAUAAACAAGUGAAGCGUGACGUACAGUGAUUGUCCUGGCAAGCUGUAAUGUGAGAUUUGCACUGGACUAAAAAAAACACACACCAUUGUCAUGCAUAUAAUGGGGAGGCCAUUAAUGUUCAGAUGCAUGGUUGUGACUAAAUGGAUGUCUAAGGCAAUCAAGUGCAAAGAGCCAGACGAGUUCUGAUGUUGUCUGUUACAUUAUCCCUCGAUGUUGUAGCCUUAUUGUGGAAGUGUGUUUCAGUUGCCCAAAGACAAAAUAUUUGUGAGUAGUUUCCCCUCGUCUCGCCCAUGCAGUGUGUAUAUCUAGCUAAUCUGUUGUAACAUGAGAUAUUAGUUUGACAAUACCUCGACUGGACAUUUAUACAAGCACUUUCCGAUCCAAGUUUCCGACCAUAUGCAGUGCUUGGACGGGUCUGAUUUUAAUGCAGUAGUGACGUUUCAGUGGAAUGCCUGGUGUUUUUUAGGUGUGGCUUGAGUUCCUCACGUAUCACCAUGUUAGACUGCUCAUCAGUGCCAUGUAGUAACUUUACAUAUUGUGUUGUAUUGUAUGUUCGGCAUCUCAGGAGGUUCGUUUAUUUCUGGUGUCAUAUAGUGUUCAUGUUGUGUUUUCUUUGGUCAAAGUAUUACUUGCUUUGCAUGACCAAGUGACGGUUGUUUUUCUGUACAGAUGUCAAUAAAUAUGUGGCACUUUAUUCCUCUAA
Molecule: messenger RNA, 3381 nt
Organism: Trichomycterus rosablanca
Lineage: Eukaryota; Metazoa; Chordata; Actinopteri; Siluriformes; Trichomycteridae
Gene: syn2b
Product: synapsin IIb
Exons: 13
Coding region: 419-2557 (712 amino acids)
Biological process (GO): neurotransmitter secretion
Cellular component (GO): synaptic vesicle; synaptic vesicle membrane
Molecular function (GO): ATP binding
Source: RefSeq, a predicted model, not a curated record